Daldinia caldariorum is the source of this 1857-nucleotide messenger RNA. RefSeq names its product adenosine deaminase/editase. Gene Ontology annotation, biological process: tRNA wobble adenosine to inosine editing. Gene Ontology annotation, molecular function: RNA binding; tRNA-specific adenosine-37 deaminase activity. Bases 423 to 1784 code for a protein of 453 amino acids. The record is from RefSeq and is a predicted model, not a curated record. The transcript has 3 exons. NCBI's taxonomy places the organism in Eukaryota, Fungi, Ascomycota, Sordariomycetes, Xylariales, Hypoxylaceae.
ACUCUAUCGUAAUACCCCCGUUGUUGCAUAUUCUCACGAUUUCUAUCCCAGUCCCUUCCAUACAUACAAUACAUUUCACUACCUAAAGUUCCAUUCACCAUAUCUACCUUAGGUACUUAUUUCAUCAUGAUAUAAUGAAUACGAUUGAAGAUGAUCUGGAUAUCUAUUGAGUGGCCUUUACUCGAAUAUUGCCUAGUUAACUUAAGGUUGUUGUUUUGGCAGAUUUGUCAUACAAGGUUCCCUUCCCAUGACCACAGCAGACGACAUCGCUGCCCUGGUGCAGAACCAUUACAAUGCACUCCCAGCGAAGAGGAAACCUCUAGUCAGAGGUAAUGGCCUGCGGGAGUGGGUGCCGCUAGCUGGAAUAGUGGCUCAAGGCAAAGACGGCGAGCUCAAGUGUCUGGCCCUUGCGUAGAACAGGUAUGAAGUGCCUACCCGCCGCCAAGAUACCGCAGGCGCAAGGGAACGUGCUGCAUGACUGGCACGCCGAGGUCCUAGCCAUCAGAGCCUUCAAUCGCUUCGUACUCGACGAGUGUAAAGCUAUGGCUCAGGGGCGCCCAUCCGAGUUUUUACGGUGGCGGACUACGGAUGAGAUGGACUCGGGCUGCUACGGCAAUAGCAAAUCAGAAGAGCUAGAAGGGCAAACGAGUGAAUGGUGCGGACAGCCUUUCUCCUGGAGAGAAGACGUUUUCAUACACAUGUACUGCUCCGAAGCCCCUUGCGGCGACGCGAGCAUGGAGUUAAUAAUGGACGCUCAAGAGGACGCUACGCCAUGGGAACUCCCCCCAACGGCCCUCUCCACCCCGCUCUCCACCUCCACCGCCGAGCCCUCUCCCUCUCCAUCCCUACCAGGCCGUGCCUAUUUCUCCCACCUAGGCGUCGUCCGCCGCAAACCCGCACGGUCAGACGCGCCGCCCACGCUCUCCAAGUCGUGCUCGGACAAGCUGGCCCUGCGGCAAUGCACCUCGCUCCUCGCAUCCGCCACCGCGCUCCUCGUCGACCCGCACCACGCCUACAUACGCACCCUAGUCUUACCGGCGUCCCGGUACUCCGAGCCCGCGUGUCGCCGCUCGUUCUCGGCGUCCCCUACGCGCGGGCGGAUGAGAAGCCUGGCAUCUUCGACCAUAGCAGCAGAGCAAGGCCGAGACCCGGGACAAAAUCAGAUCCAAGCAGAAAAGGCAGCCGAAUCACCUUACCGUUUCCGCCCCUUCGCCGUCGAAACGACGACGUCCGAAUUCGCGUACUCCCAGCGAACCGUGACCAACGCCAACGCCAACGCCAACGCCAGCGUCAGUGGAGGUAACGAGCACGGUAGCAGCAGUAACAGUAGCAGUAGCAGUAGUAGUAAACCGGGCGCGCAGAAAGCAGCUGCAGCUAGUAACGUCUCCGCGGCGUGGACGCGCUCGGGCCUCGAAGAGACGACGCUGGGGGGUAUCUUGCAGGGGCGGAAGCAGUCUGGGGCGGACGCGCGCGGGGCCAGUUUUGCGUCGAGGCGGAGGAUGUGGGGUCUUGCUGUGGAGGUGGCUGAUAUACUUUUGUCGUCUAGACAGGGGGAAGAUGGUGAGGAAAGGGAAAGGAAACGGGAACGGGAGGGGGGAGAGGAGAGACAUGACGAUAGUUCUGGCAGGAUUGCUGAGAUCAAGAGAGCUCUAGAGGCAGAGACGUACGGCGGGAUGAAGGGUUGCGAAUUACUAGAGCCCCGGAGGAGAGCCAAGGACAAGGCGAGAGCAGAAGCACUGAAAGGAUGGGUGAGAAAUCUAGGCGAUGAGUCGUUUACCCUGUAAAGUGAAGCAAAGCAAAGCAAAGUAAUUUAAGGGGUCAGUUCACUUGUGGAUGCGACAUCAUCGAACAAGACCA